GCCCCCAUCUCAUCAUCAUCAAGCAUCACAACCCCAUCAAGCAGCAUGGCUACCUUCAAGAUUAGUGACCGCCUGCAGGAGCUCUCGGCCAAGGGCGAAAAGUUUGUUUCCUUCGAGUUCUUCCCGCCCCGCACCGACGAUGGCGUCACCUCGCUCAUGAGUCGCAUCCAGCGCUACAAUGACCAGCAACCCCUCUUCAUGGACAUGACCUGGGGUGCCGGAGGCUCCACCUCGGACUUGACCCUCGACCUCUGCACCCGCAUGGUGAAGGAGUGCGGCGCCAACGCCAACAUGCAUCUCACCUGCACCAACAUGCCCUCGGAGAAGAUUGACAUUGCGCUCAAGGGCGCCCGUGACGCCGGUAUCCGCAACAUUGUGGCACUUCGUGGCGACCCGCCCGCGGGCGAAGAGGCAUGGGAGGCCGUCGAGGGCGGCUACAGCUGCGCCCUCGACUUGGUCAAGCACAUUCGCAAGGAACACGGCGACUUUUUCUCCAUUGCUGUCUCGGGCUACCCCGAAGGCCACCCCAACGCCAUCACCAAGGUCCAGGACGAGGCCGAGCUCACCGAAUCAGAGCGCGAGCGUGUCAUCGAGAUGGAAGACGGCUUGUACGUCUGCCGCGAUGGCGAUUUCCAAAAGGAGAUGGAAUACCUCAAGGCCAAGGUUGAUGCUGGUGCCGAUCUCAUCAUCACGCAGAUGGUCUUUGAUGCUCCCGUUUACGGCGCAUUCCUCAAGGCUUGCAAGGCCUACGGCAUCAACAUUCCCGUGGUGCCGGGCAUCAUGUGCAUUCAAAACGCUGGUGGUUUCAAGCGUAUGACUGCCUUUUGCAAGUCGCGCACCCCUGCUGCUCUCCGCGCCGCCGUCGAGGCUGCCGGCGACGACAAGGAGGCCAUUCGCAAGGUGGCCGUCGAGCAUGGCGCCCAGCUCUGCCGUGAUUUGCAGGCGGCCGGUGCCCCGGGCCUGCACUUUUACACCCUGAACCUCGAAAAGGUCACCCUGGCCAUCCUCGACGCGCUCAACCUGAACAAGGUGCCGGUCGAGUAACUUGUUCACCAUCGACAAUGCCGUCCCGCGGCACGUGACCGGCUUCACCGUGUCCAGCUUGAACGGGCACGGUGAUCACCCCAUCUUGUCUGUAUUAUUCUCUGUCAUCCGUCCAAUCGUGGUACCCCUGUGAUCCUCAAACCUUUUGUUAUUUGUUUGGUUGGGGAGUUGUAUCGCUUGGACUGGAGGCUUGCUCGUCCUCGGCUCGCAUUGGGCCGCAGCACUCCGCGCGCGCUUCAACAAGGCGCGUGCGUUGAGGCUGGCCGAGGGCGCGUGCGGAGCAACGCCGAUACUGCGGAAAUCGAAGCCAUAGCCACC
Monosiga brevicollis MX1 is the source of this 1362-nucleotide messenger RNA. RefSeq lists its product as uncharacterized. The record is from RefSeq and is a predicted model, not a curated record. Gene Ontology annotation, cellular component: cytosol. Lineage: Eukaryota; Choanoflagellata; Craspedida; Salpingoecidae. Gene Ontology annotation, biological process: tetrahydrofolate interconversion. Gene Ontology annotation, molecular function: FAD binding; methylenetetrahydrofolate reductase [NAD(P)H] activity. The transcript is spliced from 6 exons. The coding region runs from base 46 to 1044 and encodes 332 amino acids.